Messenger RNA from Aspergillus melleus, 2707 nucleotides. Its product is annotated as putative C2H2 transcription factor. The transcript is spliced from 4 exons. Gene Ontology annotation, biological process: DNA-templated transcription. Bases 15 to 2681 code for a protein of 888 amino acids. Lineage: Eukaryota; Fungi; Ascomycota; Eurotiomycetes; Eurotiales; Aspergillaceae. Gene Ontology annotation, molecular function: zinc ion binding; DNA binding. The record is from RefSeq and is a predicted model, not a curated record.
CCGCACCUUCGAGGAUGGAAGAAGAUGUUUCUCACAGCCAGACUGGACCGAGCUCUUCACAUCGACCUCCCGAGUACCAGGUCGGUCAGUUUCAACUGCAACUUCCAAAUAUAAAUGGCCCCAGCCCGUCCUCCAGUGUACCGGCCGAACGCAACUCAUAUGGCUUUUCCAGAAUACAGCAAAACGACAUCCAAAAUACCCGGAGACCUUCUCAUGCCGAAAGCCUGAGCCUGGCGAGUGAAUCAGCAGACGGCCGCCGCUUUUCCUUACAGUCGUACCCCGCGCUCGAGGUCCAGCGCGCAUACCCACAGUUACCCAUAUCAGAAGAUCGAAGUACACUUUCGGAUGGUCAUAGGCUACCACCCAGCUCUCACAUGGGCAGUUUUCCGUCGGGAGUGACAAGCUCCACGCCCCAUGUGGAUAUCACGGCAGCAGGUACCAGUUCGCAGGUACCGCUGGGCUUCGCGCCCUCUUUCCUGGACCAGUCAAUGUUUUCUACAAUUAAUUGGCUACCAAGUGAUUUGCUGCAAGAUACUCCCAAUGAAAGGCCCGCUGCGUCAUCGCAUUCGUUGCAAUCGGCGGGCCUCGAUAACCCUUGGGGUCGAACGCCAUGGCCACCUCCCGGCAUCAACCUGAAUAACAGCUCAGCCCUACCUGAGAAUGUCACCCAAUCACCGAUGAGAAAUGUACCCCUAAGACCAGUCAUGGCAAACAGUGAAAACUUUAGACAGGAUACCGGUCAUUCGUCUUCACUAUCAACAUCUAUAUCAUCAACACCAUCAAACUUGGAGUCCAGUGCCACCAAGCGCUUGGCAGAUCGCCACAUAGAUGAUGAUGGCGCUAGGCUGUCAAAGUACAGGCGGAGACAGGAUUCCUGGGAUGUACAUGAUGCGGAGCUUGCCGACAUCAUAACUCGAUCACAGCAGACUGGAGAUGCACUGGGGUUUUCUUUCCCUGUGCUCGAAGAAACGGAUAUCUUCUCUGCCGUCGAACCUGCUGUUUCUGAUUAUCUGAUCGAACCCUCCACAUACGAUAACAUUCGUGGGUGUUUCACAGAACUGUGUUGCUCAAAGAAUAUUCUGUACCAAAAAUUCGAGUCUGAGCGAUUUCCUGCCUCGAAUGAGCUCUCCAUCUUCAUUCAACAAUACUUUGAUUCUUUCCAUCCAGUGUAUCCUAUUCUUCACGCCCCUACUUUCGAUCCGAACAAAUGCCAUUGGCUACUGACCCUAGCAGUGUCGGCAAUAGGAUGCCAUCUUGCGGACUCGGCUGUACAAGAGGCGUCUAGUGCAGCAUUUCAUGAAUUUCUCCGGCGAGCAAUCACCGUGGAGAAGGAGAAAAGCUGCGCCAACCAGACUCCUUUUUGGCUUAUUCAAGCAUCAACACUCAACCAUAUUGGAUUGCUUCACGGCAGUAAUGAACGUGCCAGACGAACCGCACUUAGUAACUUCGGGAGUUUAGUUGAUCUCGCAACUAAGGAGGAGUUAUUGAGUUCCUCGACCCAGUCGGGACUCUUCUCAAUGGGGGACCCCGUGGAGCAGCAAUGGGCUAUUUGGAUUGAGGAUGAGUUGAAAAGACGGACAGGCUACUCUAUCUGGCUUUUGGACUGUACACUCACGUACCAUUUUGACGCCCGUCCAUCACUUUCUUUGGACGAUGGCCUAGCUCCCCUUCCCUCGCAUGAAAGCCUUUGGCAAGCGAAAUCGGCCGGAAUCUGGAAACAGAUGUAUGAUAAGGCUUUGGGUCGAGGAAGCUUUUCCCUCUACGAUGCCGUCCUAAUAAUGUACAUUGAAAAGAGACUGGUCCCUAGUAUGGGAGAGUUCAGUCACAUUCUCCUGAUCCACGCACUCUAUCAUCGAAUGUGGGAGGUUGGUGACUACUUCCGUCGCCCCUUGUCAUUCUGGAACCCGACCGCAAAGAAACAAUCGCGAGAAGCGGCAAUUCCAACGGGAUCUGUGUGGCUCCCGGGCAUCCCUUCGUAUUCAAAGUGGCGGAAUAGUGCCUGCGACUGCCUAGACAUCCUUCAUUGGACGGCAAACAGUAUUACCGCCAAGGCAGGAGGAUUUGAGCAUCCGACCGUUCUGCACCUUCAUGAAGCCCGGAUUGUGCUCCUCGCUCCCUUUCAUGAAAUACGAUCCUUGGCCACCUCCCUAGCGACGGGAAAGGUUCACUGGAAUGAGAGGCAACAAGCAAUUGAGUGGCAUUACAUACAGCGGUGGAUCAAGCACGACCAAUACAAAGCGCGCCUUGCGGUUAUCCAUGCGGGUACAUCUCUGUGGCAUAUCCAAAGAUAUUCGACUAAUGCGUUCCACGAGCCUGUGGCCGCCUUCCUUGCGAUCCUCACUCUCUGGGCCUACGGACUCUGUCAUCCCCAGGUGUGGCCUGAAGCAGGUGGCUCUUAUGCCGGAUCGAUGCGCAGACCGUCUAACGAGCCGAAUUCCGUUCAGCUGGAUCGCCCUUGCGACGACGAAUUGGUUCAAAUGUUCGUUCGUGAGGGCCAGGUCAUGAGAGGAAACAUUACUGGCGUGGGGGAUAUUUGCGGUCCUGAUGGACCGAAGAGGAUCUUGCGGGCCGGGUGCGCGAUUCUUGCGGGCAUCAAUUCGUGGGGGAUAUCAAAGCAAUUCAUGGUGACAUUGGCCAAACUCGCCGAGGCGAUGUCACAGCAGGCCAGCGUGGUAAAUUAGUGAAUAGACCUAAUGUUUAUUACUGA